UUGGAACAGAAGUGAGAAUAUUUGGAAGCCGAUAUCGAUGCACGUUAUUGUGAACCAUGCCCUCCUGAGGACAUUACUUUGGGUAAACAAUCAUUCUUCUCUUUUGUUGCGAUGCGUGAUGUAGAGUUGAGGGCAAGUCACAGUAGUGUUUUGUCUGCUACAUACAGCGCGGCCGACCGAGCGAAGUUAAGUAUACAUUUUGGCGCCAGCCAAUCGGAGACGCCUUUAGAAGUAAAGACGCAUUGUUAUUUUGCAUAAUCUGCACGCAUAUCAUAAUCCACGAAAUUAGUAUAAGUAACAAUCCAGGUAUGUACAAAAGUGUACUCAGCUAUGUACAUAGAACAACAACUAAUACAUGUAAAUUGCAGCCUGGCGAUAACCGAGGAGCUGUCAGUUCGAAACGUAAACAGCUAUACAAAAUGGAUGUUGAAACCACUUGAAAAAGCUCGAAGUAAAAGACCUGCGUCAACUUUCGCAUACAUUGAUCCUGGUGUCAAAUUCCAUGCCAGCUCUACCCGACUCGAGGGAUAGAGAGUAACGCUGUGUCAUCAUGUCACCAUGUCAAUCAUAAUACCGAGGCCAUUUUAUAUCUAAAGUCAAAGGUGUCGUUUUAUCGCACGAAAUGCAAUAGGGUUGGCGCGCUCUAGGCGCCUAUAUAUUGGAGCGUGCACUGCCACUAAACAUCAUACACUCUUUUUAUGUACCUUGUCUGUUCUCGUAUAGUGUAAAAACAUCACUGAGUCUUCGGGUUGGUUUUAUGCGUAUUUUGGGGUGCCAAAAUCGGACUAAAUCUUUCCCAAGUCGUCAACGGUUUCGACAGUGGAAACAUGUCUCUUCUUUAUAAUAUGUUGUGGUAUCUAGACCUGCGCACAGUGUUGCUGUGUGUGGUUGUCCUUCUGGUUCUUCGCUGGUUCUUGGGGCGACCUAAGAACCUCCCUCCUGGCCCCUGGGGAUUCCCACUUAUCGGUUCCGUUCUGGCCAUUCAUCGUGAGAUGCGACGAGGCGUGGAACCCCACGAUCUCUUCAUGAGGUAUGCUGCGAAGUACGGGCCCGUGUUUCGUCUGAAGAUCUUCAACAAGACUGUAGUCGUCCUCAAUGACUACACCUCCGUGAAGGAAGCUUUCCAACAUCCUCAGCUGAACGACAGGCCUGACAAUCUUUUAAAUGAGCUCUUGAAAAGUGAAGGCGUAGCAUUUGCCUCUGGUGAAAAAUGGGUCGAGCUUCGUCGCUUCUGCCUGACCGUCCUCAGGAGCUUCGGAGUGGGCAAAACGAGCUUCGAAGAGAAGAUCGGCACCGAAGCUGAGGAACUGAUGAAGGAGAUGUCUGCUUUAAACGGGAAGCCCUUUGACCCCAAACCACUGCUCAUCAACGCAGUAUCCAACGUCAUCUGCUCUGUCAUUUUCGGGAAGCGCUAUGAAUACGCAGACGGAGAGUUCAAGAAUCUUCUGUCUAUGUUGGGAGAAAAUGCCAAGUUGUUUGGAUCUGGCGGUGCAAUGAUUUUCUUCCCAGCCCUGCGCCAUCUGCCAUUCAUGUCGGCUAACAAGUUGGAAUCGAAUGUUAAGGCUAUAGAACUAUUCCUAACAAGUAUAAUCGACAACCAUCGUGCUGUCUUCGAUCUCGACAAUUUGGACGAUUUCAUCGAUGUAUACCUGAUGGAACUUAGGAACAACCAAGCGAAUGACAAGGCCGGUGCCAAACAUGGUCAUCUUACCGAGCACACUUUUACUGGAACCAUAACAAAUCUCUUCGCGGCUGGUUCUGAGACCACGGCCACAACGCUCCAUUGGGCCCUCCUGUACAUGGCUGUCUACCCCGAUAUCCAACAGCGAGUCCAGGCAGAGAUCGACGCCGUGGUCGGUCGCAAUCGGCUGCCCAGGAUGGCCGACAAACCGGAACUGAACUUUACCCGAGCGGUCAUCUGGGAGGUUCAACGCAUGACAAUUGUCGCUCCUUUGGGUAUUCCGCAUGCUGCUGCCUCAGACACCCAGUUCCAUGGCUUCAUGAUUCCCAAGGGUUCACUCCUUGUCCCCAACUUGUGGGCGGUGGCCCGUGACCUCAAAGUAUGGUCCGAUCGCGAUCAGUUCCGACCCGAGAGAUUCCUUAACGACAAGGGAGAGGCAGUUCAGGCUGAGGAGUUGAUACCGUUUAGCGUUGGUCGUCGGAGCUGCAUCGGUGAGCACCUGGCUAAGAUGGAGUUGUUUGUCUUCUUCAGCUUCUUCUUGCAUCAGUUUACCUUCAAGAAACCAGACGACGCACCCCCACCAGCUUUGAAGGGAAGAGGUGGUUUAACCAACUCACCAAGGGUGUUUAACAUCUGUGCCAUGAAGCGCGAGUAACUAUAAUAGGGAGAUGAUGGUGGUUCCACUAUCUCCUUUCUGCCUAUGUCCAAUUAAUCUUGUCUUCUAAAUAGCUGCAAACUUCAAAAGCCAUGCCUGAAUCUUAGGAAAGUCACCCAGACAAAUCAUGUACUCUUUUUAUAAUUGUGCUAUACUUCCACGGUAGUCCUUUUGUCCACCACUCCAUUCUAGAAAUUAAAAGAACUACCACAUUCUGUUGUAGAGUUGGGAUGAUUUGUUUCACUAUCAAUCAGUGUCAAGUGCUUGUCAGUGAAAUCAUUCCUAAAUGACAUAGACUUUAAAAUUAUAGGCCUACUACAAUCACCAAUGCGUCUAAUUCGUUCCUUCUGAGUGGUUCUCCAAUACUACACAGUCUGCUUGUGUAUAAAACACCCAGGCAGAUUUGACAGAGAAAAAAACGGAGACUAGAGUGUAGAGUGACUAGAGUGCCUAGAGUGAUUCGACGCGUACAGUUAAACAAAACAUACACAAACGUGCUCCUUCUGUAAUUUUCAGAAAUGAAUGGAUUUGGGGGAUUAGUAUUUCAUA
Messenger RNA from Patiria miniata (bat star), 2885 nucleotides. RefSeq names its product cytochrome P450 2J6-like. Gene Ontology annotation, molecular function: iron ion binding; oxidoreductase activity, acting on paired donors, with incorporation or reduction of molecular oxygen, reduced flavin or flavoprotein as one donor, and incorporation of one atom of oxygen; heme binding. Gene Ontology annotation, biological process: xenobiotic metabolic process. The record is from RefSeq and is a predicted model, not a curated record. The transcript has 2 exons. Gene Ontology annotation, cellular component: intracellular membrane-bounded organelle; cytoplasm. Bases 828 to 2336 code for a protein of 502 amino acids. Lineage: Eukaryota; Metazoa; Echinodermata; Asteroidea; Valvatida; Asterinidae.